Dreissena polymorpha is the source of this 1331-nucleotide messenger RNA. RefSeq names its product palmitoyltransferase ZDHHC4-like. The coding region runs from base 155 to 1240 and encodes 361 amino acids. Gene Ontology annotation, molecular function: protein-cysteine S-palmitoyltransferase activity. The transcript has 7 exons. Gene Ontology annotation, cellular component: endoplasmic reticulum; Golgi apparatus. Lineage: Eukaryota; Metazoa; Mollusca; Bivalvia; Myida; Dreissenidae. The record is from RefSeq and is a predicted model, not a curated record. Gene Ontology annotation, biological process: peptidyl-L-cysteine S-palmitoylation; protein targeting to membrane.
CUGGAAGUGAAACGGCGAGCCGGGUUGAAACCGAGAGCGAUUAAGAACAACAACAACGGAGGGGGAUUGCUCUCGAUUAAGCAAAACAAAUCUUCAAAGAAGAAGAAAGCAGUUUUUCAUUUCGUUUGUCAGGCUACAUAAAUUAUGAUUAGCAAUGGAGUUCUUGAAUGCCCUGGUGUUCUACCUGAUGCUGUUUGUAGUUGGAAGUCUGUGCUUGCUCUACAGGGAUGCUCCAAUACUCAGUACUGGAUUACUAGGGCAUGUUAGGCGAUUCCUGGUUGAGUGCAGUGGAAGAGUUGUGCCACCAGUGCUACAGAAUAUUAUUUACAACCUCUUCAAGUACCUUUUGUAUAGAAGGAAUUUUGUGUUUCAGCUGAUAUAUGUUGGUGGCUGCAUACUAGCCCACUCUAUAUGGGCUAUAGAUAUGAUUCCCAUCCUGCGUCACCACUACCCCAAUGAGAAUCAUAUAUUCUGGCCCAUGUGUGCCGUGCUGUGUAACUAUAUCUUUUGGCACUUUGCCUGGAUUGAUGACCCAGGUGUACUUAAUAGCAAGAAUCAACCAAACUACACAAGAGUCUAUGACUGUGAUGAGGUUCUGUAUGAAAGUGGAAAAGUUUGCUCUACCUGCCAAAUUCCAAAGCCAGCCAGAUCCAAACACUGCAGCAUUUGCAAUAAAUGUGUACACCGUUUUGAUCAUCACUGCAUAUGGACCAACAAUUGUGUAGGGGCUCUCAACCACCGUUACUUCAUUCUCUUCAUGGCAACACUGCUGGUGGGGCUAGCUCAUGGAAUGUAUGUCACCAGUGUUACACUUCUAGCCUAUGCUAAGGAUGUCAAUCUGUUCAGUGCGUCAUUUAUGAACGAUGAAGGGCAGCUUCAGCAGAUGACACUGUCUGUCGCUUUCCAGCAUCUGUUCAUGGAACUCCCCCGUGUUGUGUUCAUUGCCUCAGCAGUCCUGGUACUGAUCAUUCUGGUGGGAAUAUUUUUCUGCCAUCACCUGUAUCUUGUGAUCACAAACCAGACAACGAACGAGCGCCAUAAACUUCAGGAGCUGUCCUAUCACCAUAUGCUAUGUGAUCCAAAACAAAACCUCAGGUCAAGAACAAACAAAACUGGAAGCAAGUGUAUGCCAAAUAAUUUGUCUGGCUAUAGACCAUACUCAAGAGGUUAUUUCAAUAACUUAUUGGAAGUUUUUCUACCUCAUAACUUUAUAAUAUUCAGAUUAAAGACAAAAAAAUAGAGUUAAUUGUGAACAAAAUUUAUUAACCCAAAUCAUAUAUUUAUUAAUCAUGAUAAACAGAUUACAAAAAUAAAAUAUAAUUGGAUGUAUG